AUGGCAUCCACUGCAGGACGAAAACAUCAAGAAAAUAUCCGAAUGGCAUCAUUUAAAGGGAAAAACUCGACUGAAGAUGGCCUGAACAGACUUGCACCAUUGGAUGGUAGAAAAACCUUGCAGACACUACAGUAUUCAGCUGUGAAAGACCGAAAAAAUUUAGGAAAAGAUGCUCUCUUGAAUGCACAGAAAGAGAAAUGUGGAAAGGACACCAUCCAGAUUUACGUUGAUCCUGAAACUCCAGCAACCAAGGACAAGACUUAUGAUGACAAAGGAGUUCAGACUGAAAAGAAAUCCAAAUUGGUCGAUGAUAUUGACCAGGAGGCUUAUGAUUUAAUGGUUAAUGAGGAAAUUCCAGAGAAUUACUGGCGAGAUUUAGCUGAACGUAGGAGAGAAGCAUUGGAUGAAUCAUUGAAUGAAAAUGAACAGCUACACAGCGAGAUUGAGGAACUUAGGAAUGAAAAUGAAAAAUUGACAAAGAUGGCAAGCCAAGCAGAAUAUUUUGCUGAUGUAAUACAAGAAUUGGUUGGUGUUAGUGAAGAAAAGGAGACAAAAGAGAGUGAAGAAAAAUCUGAAGACCAUGAAGAGGAGCCAGUUACCUGUGAUAGAGUGUGUGAUGAUAGUGAAGAUAGUAUCUCAAAAUCAGAGUGUGACAAGGAGGAAGAUGAAUGUUCAGAAAACAGCAAAGGUGAAUGCCAGUCAAACAAAGAGGAGGAAUCAUCCUGA
Messenger RNA from Ylistrum balloti, 726 nucleotides. RefSeq lists its product as uncharacterized. The transcript has 6 exons. Gene Ontology annotation, cellular component: nucleus. Bases 1 to 726 code for a protein of 241 amino acids. The record is from RefSeq and is a predicted model, not a curated record. Gene Ontology annotation, biological process: negative regulation of DNA replication; negative regulation of cell cycle. NCBI's taxonomy places the organism in Eukaryota, Metazoa, Mollusca, Bivalvia, Pectinida, Pectinidae.